GAGAGCGUGAGUUUCCGCGUCUGUUUGGUGUGGCUGCUGUCGUCGGUUGUGAGCGGCAUCUCUCGCCGUUUCCCCGGGCUGCGGGAGCUGGCGGCCGGGCUCGGGCUGCUGGGCGGAGGUCGGCGCCUCCCGAGGGGCUAGGGCGAGGGAGGCAUGGCGGGGCUGGAGGCACAGCCUCCCCGUCCGGGGCAAGUCCGAGAGCGGGGAGGGCGUUUCCUGGGGUAACUCCACCUGGAGUCUUGUCGAAGUUCCCGCAUCUCCGCCGGACCGCACGGGAACGACGUGCCCACACUCGGAGGAAGGGGUUGGCGCUGAGCGAGUUUAAAGGGUUCCUUUUGAAAGCAGGAAGUUUGAAGUGACGUUGCAUCAGCAACAGAGCAUGCAGUUUCAGGUGCUCUCGGGACAGCUUUCAGUUUCUCAGAACAAGUCUAACCCUCACCGCAGUAGUAACUUUUAUUAGAGGACAAAAAAUCCGCCAAAGUAAACCCUUUCUGUCCAAACCCUAAAAACCUUUGGAGAAACGUUUGCAAGAAACGGAUCACAGCCUUAUUUGUUUUUCUAAACUGAGCAUAAACUCUUUUGAAGACUCAGCGUUACUGUCAAAAUGAAUGAUUGCCUGCCUAGUUAUGAUUCACUUAUCGAGGUGUUUAGGUCUCUGCAGUACACUCAGUGACUCCCAGGCUUUUCUUUUUUCCCUUUGAAAUUGCUUAUUAGAAAGCUUUAUCUAAUUUCUCACAGUUGUGUGUCUUUUUGAGGUAGUUCUAAUAAACUUUAAAGGCUUCUGGUUUGCUGCAGGCCUGCCGUCGCUGUGAAAAGCAAGUAUUCUUUCAAAGAAUAGAAGUGCAUUGGUUUCUAAAUAAUCCCAGGACGCUAGGAUCAGCAUCACUUGGGAACUUCUUGGAAAUGCACAUUUUGGGGUCUUAUCCCAAACUUACUGAAUCAGAAAUAUAUUUUAACAAGCCUUCCAGUUGAUACCAAUGCACCUGGACGCUAAAGUUUGAGAAUUAAUGGCGUAGUGAUAACACCCAUUGUGGAAUCACAUAUAAUGGAGUUUGAAUUGAAGUAAUUCCUAGAUGGAAAAACUUGGACAUGUUACCUCACAGGGCUGGAAUAUGAACAUGCAAGAAAAAUGUUUAACACAAAACAUAGAAAACCUUCAAAGAUGUUAUUAAGUAACUUAUUAGAACUGCAUAAAAUAAGUACAUAGUUUGUGCUGGAAGGAUUCUUCAGCGGGGUAGAUAUGAGCUGUAGUGCAUGGAUAUUGGGACCACUGCUUAGAGGGUAUUUUGUUUACCUCGGGAUUCUCAAUUCUGUGUAGUCAAGGUUGUUGGAUGCAGGAUGUUCAGUUAAAAGUUAAAGCAGUGCGUAGUAAUGCUAUUGUGGUUGUAGGAUUUUUAAGAAUAGCAUUAGUAUUUAUGUUGAAGAGUAGUUUUUAAUUCUUUGGCCUUCUGAUCUCUUCAGCUUUGUUUGUUUGGAGACAGUCUCUUUCUGCCACCCAGGCUGGAGUACAAUGGUGCAAUCUUGGAUCGCUGUAACCGCUGCCUCCAGGGUUCAAGCGAUUCUCCUGCCUCAGCUUCCCAAGUAGCUGGGAUUACAGGCGUCUGCCACCAUGCCCAGCUAAUUUUUGUAUUUUUAGUAGAGACGGUUUCACUACGUUUGCCAAGCUGGUCUCGAACUCCUGACCUCAGGUAAUCCACCUGCCUCGUCUUCAGUUUAGUUAUACCUUCUUUGACCCAGAAUUUGGUAAAGACCAGAGGUUCAGCUGUCUGUAUAUCUCCCCAGAUACCUGAAACUGACCACCUGAGUACAUUUUCCCAUUGCUGAGCUGUUUCCCUGAUAUCUGGCCAUGCAACGGAGAUCAAGAGGGAUAAAUACUGGACUUAUUCUACUCCUUUCUCAAAUCUUCCAUGUUGGGAUCAACAAUAUUCCACCUGUCACCCUAGCAACUUUGGCCCUCAACAUCUGGUUCUUCUUGAACCCUCAGAAGCCACUGUAUAGCUCCUGCCUUAGUGUGGAGAAGUGUUACCAGCAAAAAGACUGGCAGCGUUUACUGCUCUCUCCCCUUCACCAUGCUGAUGAUUGGCAUUUGUAUUUCAAUAUGGCAUCCAUGCUCUGGAAAGGAAUAAAUCUAGAAAGAAGACUGGGAAGUAGAUGGUUUGCCUAUGUUAUCACCACAUUUUCUGUACUUACUGGAGUGGUAUACCUGCUCUUGCAAUUUGCUGUUGCCGAAUUUAUGGAUGAACCUGACUUCAAAAGGAGCUGUGCUGUAGGUUUCUCAGGAGUUUUGUUUGCUUUGAAAGUUCUUAACAACCAUUAUUGCCCUGGAGGCUUUGUCAACAUUUUGGGCUUUCCUGUACCGAACAGAUUUGCUUGUUGGGUCGAACUUGUGGCAAUUCAUUUAUUCUCACCAGGGACUUCCUUCGCUGGGCAUCUGGCUGGGAUUCUUGUUGGACUAAUGUACACUCAAGGGCCUCUGAAGAAAAUCAUGGAAGCAUGUGCAGGCGGUUUUUCCUCCAGUGUUGGUUACCCAGGACAGCAAUACUACUUUAAUAGUUCAGGCAGCUCUGGAUAUCAGGAUUAUUAUCCGCAUGGCAGGCCGGAUCACUAUGAAGAAGCACCCAGGAACUAUGACACGUACACAGCAGGACUGAGUGAAGAAGAACAGCUCGAGAGAGCAUUACAAGCCAGCCUCUGGGACCGAGGAAAUACCAGAAAUAGCCCACCACCCUAUGGGUUUCAUCUCUCACCAGAAGAAAUGAGGAGACAGCGGCUUCACAGAUUCGAUAGCCAAUGAGGUGGCAUCUUGGGAAGACAUGGCCUAUUCGUGUAAUUAUUGCCCAUUUGGCUCAUUCCCCAAGCCCCUAAUUCAUUUUAAUUCAUUUUAAACAAAAGCAGAGUACACCGGUAUUGCUCCAGGUCGCUCACAUCACCUGGGACAGUCCCAUGGCCCCUAUGAGUCAACUCACAGCUUGCGGGGAGUGGGCCUUCUCCUGGCCUUGUUCUUGCUCAUAAACAGGUCACUUCCUCCAUGAAGGGACCAGUUUCCACCCUCUCUUCUCUCACUGUUGACUCAGCGAUGCCUCUGCCUCGGUCUGCUUUUGAAGACUGUGACCUUCACCAGGAGGUUUUACUUACACCAGUCGGGAAGAUUAGUCCCUCAUUCUGCCUGGAGUGCCCCGUGUUUGAUUUGGCAGCAGGUGUGGAGCCAUCCCCGCGUCCUCCUGGCGCAUUGCCACUGCGGCUGUCCAGGAACAGGAUGUGGCUGCCUUGGCCGAAUGUUGUCCUACUCUCCCCAACCCCGGCGCCUCAGCCCCUCAGCACCUCAGGCCCCUGCGUCUGGCUGGUGUUUGCAGGGCUUUCGCUCUGCUCUGGUAUUACUCUGCCUUUAUAGAAAGUCUUAUUGAAGAAGUGUAAGAAAGACCUAAGGUGGGGAAGACUCCUACACACACCAUUAGUAUCAGUGACACCAGCAAUGUAGGUUCCCAGCCCCUUCCCAGUGGCAGCUUGUGUGUCCAGGAGAUAGGACGUCAUUUAACGCAUCAGCAAAGUAGCAGCAGAUGCCACAUACAGAGUAGAGCGAAGGCGUUUGGUGGAUCGGUCACUAGAGAUCUAUCUUGCAGAAAGUAUGUUUUUCCUCAUAAAAGUGCCUCUUAAUUGGCCAUUGUACCAGCCACUUGUCCUAGCCAAAUGUCCAAAACACGCCCUUGGGCCCCGCCACGUUACAAUCCACAGAUUGUCUGUCUGAGUCGUUUAAGGCAUUUCCUGGUGCUUGUGUUCCAUGAAUAAAAGGACAAAGUCAGAAGAUCACUGAUGUCUUACUGUCAACAGAGGUAUUUUAAAAGAGAGAAGCAGGAAAAGAUCUUCCUUUUUUGAUCUACAACUUAUAUAGUUUUCUGAUUAUGCACAUAAUAGAUAUGCCUUCCAGAUGCAUAAGGCAAACAUCUGGAAAGAAAUAUACCCAAAUCUUAGAAGGGGUUAUCUUUGGGAAUGGAGUACAUGGGAUUUUGCUUUCUUCAUUUUUAUAAUUUUAUAUUACUGUCUUGGAAGGUGUGUUUAUGUGUGUGUUACUUUUACAAUCAGGAAAACAUAUUUAUAUAAUAACAAAUAUAUAGUCAAGAAAACAGACUUAAAAAUAAAUACUAUGUGUCCACUGAGAAAAUUCACAAUAUAAACAGAAAUACAAAUAAAUACAUACACAAUUUUAAAGUCACCUGUAGCCCUACCCUUAGAGGUACCCAAGGUUAACAUUUUGGUGGUAUUGUCUUAUCAAUUUUUCUGUUGAUACAUUCAGCAAAUUUGGAGCAUAUUGACUGUGGAGUUUUGUGUCCAAAUCCAAUCUGAAUUUACCUGGAAGAGGCCUUGACACCUGCAUGGAAAUGAGCUAAGAAAACCACUGGAGCCUUGGGAGCUCUUUGGCCUCCUGGCUGGCCCAGUAAUAUCUGAGCUCCUUUGGUUAAUUUAUAACUGAUGUAAAACUACAUCUUCUUUAUAAUAUAAAUUGUACCUGUGAGUCUAGAAGCUUUAAAUGUGUUUAAAUUAAAAUAUUCAAGCUAAAUGUUACUGCUCUCUCCCAAAUUCUGUAAGUUUGACUCCCGUUACCCCAAUUAGAAGUAACUUCUUUCUUUCAUGCCACUUUUAUAGCAUUUGGUAAUUCUGCUAUAACACAUUUGCCCCUAUUAUUAACUGUGCACAGCUACACAAAGGUGUGCCUUCUACGUGGGAACAUGGAUUGUGAAUGACUCUGUAAUGAGGCCUGAGUCUUAGUUAUCUUUCCACUCACUCCCCGUCUCCCCUUUCCAACCCCAAAGGCUCACGAUAGGGGCUCAUUAAAUGUCAGUGUUUCACCAAAGUAUUUUUUCCAUUGUAUUAAGAGUCCAGUCACUGUAUAUGGAAGUAUUUUAUUUUAUUUUUUUUUUAUAUCACUUGAGUCCACUAGUAGUCCUUCCUUGCUCUGACUUCUCAGAUACAAAGACACAGGAUUAGAUUUUGGGUGGUAAAAUUGUGAUACGCAUGGCUGUUUAUGGAGUGGAACAUCUUAGUGAUGUGAGAAAGGUCAUUUUAGUUAUAAAUGUAAACCAGUUACUUUAGCACAACAAUAAAGAUGUUCUGGAAAUUAUUAUAAUUAUUUUAGUUAAUAGACUUGCCUGUAACAAGUGCUUAUGUUUGGAAUGUCCAUUUUAUUUUAUUUUCCUCUACAAUAAGGAAUCCCUAAAGUUAUGCCAACAAACUGGAAUUGGAUUGAGAAAGACAAAAGCAAGUGAGCAAGUGUAUUAGACUAAUUAUCUCUAGUAGGGAAGAAGCACUUAGAGCUAAUUUUUUAAUUUGGUUUAUUUAUUUAUUAGUAGCUCCCUGAUUGUCUGUUAAGCCCCUGGUUCCCACAGUUUGGUGUGGUCAGUCAACUUAAGAGACCUUUUAAUGCAGAAUCUUUACUUGGUUCUGAAGAGGAGGCAGUAGUUAAAAUUGCUUCCUCUUAAUGACUCUGAAUGUAUUGCCUGUGAUUCCAAAGUUGUACAUAAUUGUUCAGACCUCCUCCAUCCUUGUAAAUUGCCUGCUGCAGUAAAUAACUAGUUUGAGUAGAACUAGAUCCUGUCUAUCUAUUUGGCACAUGUUCUGCUGCCUGGGGAGUAAGCAAGCUAAAGGGAUGAGAAAGACCACCUCCCCCUACCCUGGAAAUUGCACUGCAAGGCAGGGCGAGAAUGGGGUAGCUGGCAGACCUGGCCUCCUUGUUCCCAGUCUUAGUUUUUCUUGAGAGAUUCAGUAUUCAGUAAAGAAUAGUAUUCAAUUAGUCAAAAAAUAUAUAUAUAACUUCUUCCUUUCCCUUCCCAUGAAUCAUUGCAGUCAUUCCCUAAGUUUCUUCUCUUUCUGUCUUUUUUUUUUUCAUGGCUGCUAGUAUUUUAUUUUAGAAUCACAGACUCUCAGCUUAGAGAGUCUCAGUAUCUCAGUUAUUUGCUCUGUUCAAUACUUAAUACCUCCUCACUCAAUUCUACAUAACUCCAGCUUAGUCUUCCAAAAUUCACUUUCAUGAUGCCACUCAGCAUCUCAAAUACCUUUCAUUGGCUCUCUGCUGCCAAAGGAUAAAGGUCAAAGUCAUUAGACUCAACAGUGGGCUCCAACCAGCCUUUGGACCUCAGCCCCAUUUAUCCAUCACAGAGGCUGGUUACUAGUCUCACUGCUCAGGCUGUGAGUGUUCCUGAUCUUGUGACAUUCUGUGCUGUGCUUUUACAUGAAACAGCUCUUUCCUCUCUCUUGGCCCAUUCAGAUCCUCCUCAUCCAGCCCCCAUCUGAAUCCUGUAACAGACACAACCACAUCUACACAGUUUCCACAUGCCACUUGGAAUUGCUGGUUAUGCUGCAAUGAGAGAAUGUCUUUGUCUUUAAAUUGUAAGCUUCGUGAGGGCAGGGACCAUCUGUUUCUCUGUCUCUCCUCACAGUGCCUUGAGCAGUACGUUGUCUGGAAUGUCAGAACCAAUAAAUACUCGUGGAUUGAAACAAAAA
Messenger RNA from Gorilla gorilla gorilla (western lowland gorilla), 6495 nucleotides. RefSeq names its product rhomboid domain containing 1 (gene RHBDD1). Gene Ontology annotation, biological process: negative regulation of apoptotic process; cellular response to unfolded protein. Bases 1847 to 2794 code for a protein of 315 amino acids. The record is from RefSeq and is a predicted model, not a curated record. Gene Ontology annotation, molecular function: serine-type endopeptidase activity. Gene Ontology annotation, cellular component: membrane; endoplasmic reticulum. The transcript has 7 exons. Lineage: Eukaryota; Metazoa; Chordata; Mammalia; Primates; Hominidae.